CCUGUCAUUUGGCGCGGUUUUUUGAAUGACAGGUGUGCUCGAUAAACAAGAUGGCAGACCCUGUGAAAACCACGGAAUGCCUCCAAAAAUUGGGGUUUUCUGAAUUAGAUGAGCAAUGGGUUGAUACAGUCUGGGAACAAGACUUCACCGAGAAGGCGGAGCUGCCUCCUAGCCUGGCCCACGAUGUCACUGAUAAUCGGUCCUACACUCGCCACCUGCAGCGAGCCAUAGAAUCCUGCGUACCAUGGGCAAGGAUCGACUUUGCCACCCUCCCCCAGGGGUUUUGGAGUGUCCUGUCAGAGAGUGGCUUGUCCCCCCGUGCACUGCUCGCUCUGCUCCAUCACUUCAUGUGUGGCGUCGAUAAAGUCCUGUCUUCAGCAACACAACGAGAGAUUGCCGUGCUCUCCGCCAACCUUUACUUUGUUCUGAACGAAAUCCCAGGGAGUGGCGCCUACAAGAUUUUCCAUCCGUUGGUGUUUCAAGAGGCGGUGGAUCUCCUGAAGCAGUGGCCAGACCCAGCAAGCGCCAAACGAAAGAGGCACUCUUCCGGCCCGACCUCUAGCCAGGCCUCCCAAGUAGGCCGACGCCCUGCCAAGACCCGACGCGUGGAUGACAGAAAUGAGGAGGAUGGUGCGGACAAGACAACGCCGUUUGACAGCGACGACGAGGAAGAUGACGAGAUGACCAUCCUGACGCCUCAAGAAAUCGGCCGGAUUAAAGCGGCAGUGCUGGGAGCGUUGCGGAAUUUUGUUCAACUGUUACGGAACUCGACCCUGAAGGACGCCGAGCAGUCGACCCAGCAUGCAAUGCAGGUUCUGUCAGAUCUGACCCGCGUCACAGGAGACCAGAACGAAACUCAAGAAUUUGAUUCCACGGUAUCUCCAAACUCGUCCACAUCAGUGUCUCACGUCGCGUAUCUCGGACUGGCCGCUCUGUCCUCAACGUCCCACGGCAGCGUCACCGACAUGUUCACCCUGGUGUUGAAACACCUGAUGCCGAACUUCUUGAUGCUGAUUGGUGAGAACGAAGCCGUUGCCGCGGCAACCAUCCCCAAGACAAUACAGAUCAUCAAGGAUAACGCUACCGCCUUCAUUCACCGCAUGACCUUUGACCUGGAGGACAAAGCGGUUCCCUGCCUGCGUCUGCUGCUCCAGCACCUGUGCGUCAAGGUUCCGGACAAGGCGGAGUACCGGGCAAAGACUGCGCAAACCGUAGCCCUGGUCUUGACGUACAUGACCGUCGAGCACCGCGCGAGGUUCAUCGAGUGGCUGUACAAAUACUCUAGGAAUGUGAAGAUUGGUCACCGCGUCUUUGCUCUGGAGGUAGUCGCUGUGAUAUUAGAGCAGCUACCAAACACCAAGGCCAACGAGACACCUGCAGGCGUAGCGACACCUGCAGGCCCAACUACACCUGCGCAUGAAGGUGCUCCUACAGACCCACCGGUUGCACCUGCAGGCGACGUCAGCCAGCAGUACCUAUCCCCAACAUUCCUGACCCAGUUGCUGCUGUCGCGCUGCUCGGACCGAGCGCCAACGGUGCGUGCCAAGGCACUGACCUGCUUCGCCGAGUUCACGACCUCCACCGACCCCACCAUUCAGCAGGCCCUGGCAGAGCUGUUCUACCCCUCCGUCAGCCUGACCACCCCUGCCCAAAUCCUGCAAUUGGGUGCUGCAACACCGGGAUCCAAUCACCAUGGCAACCAAGGUGACACAGACCAAACGACGGAGGGGGAGCAACAGGCCCAGGACGGGGCCACGCCCGGCAACCUGAUGGGCGGGUCCCCGGCGUUGCUACUGGAGAUGUCCAAUGGCAGCCCUUCCGACUCCGUUGGCCAGAACAUUAUUGCCAUGCUUCAGAAGCGAGCUUGCGACGAAAAAGUGGGCGUCCGGAAAGCUGCACUCCAGGCCCUGGAGAAUGUUCUCCGUCUUAACGGCAGCACCAUCACGGCCAAGGAGCUGAGAGUCCUUCACGAUGCCUGCCUGGAUCCGGCCCUGUCGGUCCGCAAGCAAGCCAUCAUCUCACUGACUACUCUGCUGAUGGAAAAGAAGACGUGCGUCCCCCUGCAAAAAGUUUGGCUUCAAAGUGUCCUUCCCGGCGUGAUGGAUCGAGAGGUCUCAGCACAGGAAAAAUGCCUUCAGCUUCUUAAGGAGGUUUUGCUGGACGGCAUCACCUCUCGUAGUCACAGUGACAACGAGGAAUCCCGAUUGUCUUGGAAUCUCCUCGGCGUUCUGUCUCAGAACGACUCUGGGGAUUUGAGACGUUACCUCCCUAAAGCCUGUCAGCUGUGGUCCAAGCAGAAACUCCUAUCCAGCAGUCUAGUCCGAGCUCUGCUGUCACACAUCAACCACGAGAAUGACCAGGCUGCAUGGCUUCUGCUAGCUGAGGUCGCGCCCUGCUCCCCGAACUUUGACCCCGCGGUCAUCCGGCAGGCCUGGGAUCGCUACAAGCAGGCCGACUCCCCCGCCAAUCCGGUCACUCGGCAGCGCGUCCUGUCUGUCAUGGGCAGCCUGGCCGGUCGCUUCAACGACGAGGCGAAACGAGAGAUGAUCGCGGACCUCAAGGAGAGGCUCUUGGCGUUCGACGCCCAACCUGAGCUGAGCAGAUCCCUGGUGACUGCCCUUAACAAGUUGUGCCUGGCGGUUGACGGCACAGCAGACAGGACCAGCGCUCUCAUGGAGGCCAUCGCGGAGGAGAUCCUCCAAGCCUGCAGCGCCUACCUGUCCAAGCUCGUCCUGGAGGAGAGCCCCUCCUCGACCCAGGUCGCGGUCAGUGAGGAUACCCUGGUCCGUUACCUGGGUACCCUUGGGGAGGUGGCCUGCCUGUGCCCGGCCAAGACGUCGCGUCGCGUCAUCAUGCUGGUCCAGUCGCUGCUGGCCGGGCCUACCCGAUUCGAAGGAGACUCCAUUCCCAGCAGCCAGUCCUCCCAGAGCCAGCCUCCCCUCUCCCAGUUUGGCAACGCGACGGUCCUUUCGGACACGGUCCGGGCCCACGUCUUCAUCACGCUGGGCAAGCUGUGCCUGCUGAACGAGAGCCUGGCUAAGCAGUGCGUGGCCGCGCUGUCCCGCGAGCUGGAGACCUCGCCCAACCCGGCCGUCCGGAACAACGUGGCUGUCAUCAUGUGCGACUUGUGCAUCAGAUAUCCCAACGUGGUGGACCGUUACAUCUCCAACCUGUCCAUGUGCUUCCGUGACGAAUCCCAGCUGGUCAGGAAGCAAAGCUUGACGCUACUCACCCACCUACUUCUGGAAGACUAUGUCAAAUGGAGAGGCCCACUGUUCUUCCAUUUCAUCACGAGCCUCGUGGACGACGUCAAAGAAAUCCGAGAUUUUGCUGAGUUCUCGCUGGUCCAACUUCUGUUGAAGCGUCACCCCAACAUGCUGCACCAGCAUUUCGUGGAGUCGGUUUUCCACUUCAACGCUUACGACAAGCACAGUGUUUACAACCAGUUCAGCCAGACAGAGCGCGAGAAGCAGCUGUUUGCCUUGAAGGGCGCCCUCAACGCCGGCAAGCGCAGCACCAUCUACCGCUUCAUGCUGCAGCACAUGACGGACGAGCAUCGCUUCAAGCUGACGGCCAAACUCUGCCAAGAGGUUCUCGCAGCAAUUGUUGAUGGCGUGCUCCCUCUAAAUGAAGAAACAAACAUCCUUCUACAAGACACUCUGGAUAUCCUCUGUUGCAAGGAGAUCAAGUUGACCUCUCUACGGCCCAAGUCGACCACCGACAUUGAGGACCAGAUGGAGAUGGCCGAAGCGGUCAUCAACCAGGCCAAGACCAAGAUCAUCACGCAGGUGGUCAAGCGCAACGUCAUCGAGAACAUCGUGCCCAUCGUCAUCGCGCUCAAGCACACGCUGGAGAAGUCUCACUCUCCGACACUGCGCCACCUGAUGUUGUACCUCAAACAGCUGAUGAAAGACUACCGCAACGAGGUCAAAGACAUCUUAGCCGCCGACCGGCAGCUGGCAACCGAGAUCGAGUUUGACCUGAGACGGUUCGAGGAGGAGCAGGCAGAAGCCGCCAAGAAGCAACAACAGGCCGCCUCUGGUACCGCGGCAACCUCGCGCCCGGGAAGCAGAGCCGCCACGCCCAGGAGUAAGACGGCCACGCCCAGGAGUAAGACGGCCACGCCCAGGAUCCGGCCUGCCACACCCUUCACCUCUCCUCAGCAGGGUGUCGGCUUACCUGCCGUGCUCUCCCCCAGGGCUGUUGCCAACUGCUCCCCAAGGAUCAUCCGCACCCCUCGGGCGGGUGUGGUGAACACACCCCAAGUAACACCCGAUGCCACACCCAAAGCCACACCCAGGGGUACCGGUGAGGGUGCCCUGGGAGGGGAGGAGCCAGCUAUCAACGGGGGCGGGCCGGCCACUCCUAUCAGAGCCAACAGACCAAUCUCCCUGGCCGCCCAGGCUAUCGUCAACUCGGCCCGGAGAGCCAUCGCGUCGGCCAAACGCUGUCCCCCGGUGACGACGAAUCCCCAGCGAGAACACGCAGUCCCGUCUGAAGUCCUUGUGAAAACUGAGAAGCGAUCUCCCCUAAAGGAGAAGAAUGCCGCUGCACAGAACAAGACCCCGCCUCGUCGCGGCAUGAGGAGCCGAGCCAUCAGCACCCCAGACCAGACCAUCGCUAACAUCACCUUCCAGGCACCCAUGGAUCUCAGUGUCAUCCCUCUGUCGCCCUCCCCCAUCCCUAGCUCUUUACCUAUCAGGGUCUUCAGUGAAGUCGAUCCUAAGAAGGUUGUCGGCACGGCGAAUUGGACUCCCCAGCUGGAGGUGGAGAAUAACAAAGAUUUGCUGCUCAUGCUGUCACCCGAUCAACCGACACCGAAGCCCCGAACGUGGAACAUCACCUCCCCGAAACAGGGUCCCCAGCGCGCCCGUGCGAGGAUCAGCAGCCCCGGGGGUGAGGAAACUGUACCCCAGGGGGACAAGAGAAGGACCCGGGCCAGCACCUCCUCGGCAUCUUUCCAGGCAGAGGAGACAGAGAUGAGAAAUCCACGCCCGCGAAGGAGCUCGCGAUCCAAGCAGAAAUGAUACAAGCAACUUCCAGAAGAGUCUUCUUGGAAACUUUUGUAACAAUUAGUUGACCUAUAAGUACCCCC
This is a messenger RNA of Patiria miniata (bat star), 5095 nucleotides long. Its product is annotated as condensin-2 complex subunit D3-like. NCBI's taxonomy places the organism in Eukaryota, Metazoa, Echinodermata, Asteroidea, Valvatida, Asterinidae. Gene Ontology annotation, molecular function: histone binding. Gene Ontology annotation, biological process: mitotic chromosome condensation; meiotic chromosome condensation. The record is from RefSeq and is a predicted model, not a curated record. Gene Ontology annotation, cellular component: condensed chromosome, centromeric region.